Molecule: messenger RNA, 5315 nt
Organism: Plodia interpunctella (Indianmeal moth)
Lineage: Eukaryota; Metazoa; Arthropoda; Insecta; Lepidoptera; Pyralidae
Exons: 32
Coding region: 284-5005 (1573 amino acids)
Biological process (GO): cilium assembly
Cellular component (GO): axoneme
Molecular function (GO): protein binding
Source: RefSeq, a predicted model, not a curated record
UUUGGUGGCCUUCACAAUCGACCAUGACUUUGAUUUGAUCUUGACCUGUCAAGAGGAUGGUAGAGUUUGGACAGUCAAAUAACAGUUAAUAUGUAUUUAUAAUGUAUAAGUAAAGGCUGAUGGAUAAGGGGAGAAGAACACCUAAAAUGAGCUGAAUGGAUUGUGUAACGGAAUUUAUAUGAGUGUAUGAGGAGAGAGUAUAGAAAAUUGUGGAGGGAAAAGAUAUUCCGGACCAACCUCAGAUAAUGGGAAAAGAUGGGUGAUUCCGCAAAGGCUGAAUGCCAUGACGUUCGUGGGUCGAGAUGUGUUUGCGGUUGCGCAUGAUGUUUACAUCACUUUCUUCAACUUUAAGCAAAGCACUGAGGUAGUUUACGUUGCGAAUAAUGAAGACUGUGGCGAUGGAGUCGAUGUUAUAGCCGGUCACAAGACGAGUGUGUUUGCAUUUGCCGAGAAAGUGAGAUAUCCGAGGAUAUUAGUUAUGAAUUAUCCAUCUUUUCACAUUAUCGCUGAACUUAAAGAUCCAGAUAUAAUCAGAUAUAAGGGCCUGUGCAUGAUGGACUGCGACCUGGUGGUAGGGUUCAGUGGAUUCCCAAAGUACGCGCUGACAGUGUGGAGCUGGCGCACGACGCAACGCCUUCUCUACGUCCCCACCGGCAUCAUCCGCCGCAGCCAGAUCUACAUGUCAAGUAGAACCCACAUGUUGCUGUGUCAGUGUUACGGCGAAGGUCUCAUCGUGUGGGAGGUGGCUCAGUGCUUCAAGACGUGCCUGAUCAUGAAGAGGGAGAAGAAGGAGGUCACUGGCUGGGAGGUCUCCGAUCCCCCAUUCGUUGGGACUUGUUGGAGCGCCGAGGGUCAACUGUAUGCUAUCGACCCUAACUCUAAUUUGUAUGCAAUCUUAUCAGACGGUAUCGGCAUGGUGUCAAGUCUGGAGUGGAACAGUGAACUGAAAGGCACAUUCAAACCUUCUAUAUGCUCAUUUGGCAACGGUGUCCUUAUUUACGGCCCUGACAAUUGUUUACGGUCUCUGAAGAAAGACGAGCGCACCUGGAAGGUUGUGUGGGAUUUCACUCCUAAUGAUGAAGUGGUGCGGCUAUUGUCCAACUCCUUCUCAGACGUGGCCGCCAUGUGGACCCUCAACGGGUGCGUGUACAAGAUCUCCGGGGAGUCUGAGGAGAAGCUGAAGGUCAAGUUUUUCGCCUUUAAGCAAAGAAACAUCAAGAAGAUCCAACUAAUUGCACCAGAUUUCACUCACAUAGCGACGAUAAACGACACAGGGAUAAUUUGCAUUUAUGAGACUCUGUCAGCUAAACUGAUUGCGAUGCAAUACGUCCACGCAGAAGAUGUGAGUUUCCAAGCGAGCCCAACAGAACCACUGCUAGCAGUCUUUGGAGAAGUCAGAAUGAACUAUGGCUUGGCUAUCCUGAAGUUUUCAGCUGAAGAUGGUACCUUGACCAAGGUCGCCAACGUAUGUCUCACGCAUCAGAUCGUAUCGCAAGUCACGUUUUCCCCGACUGGCAGGGAAUUCAUGGCUGCCGCUAUGUCGGCGGGACAUAUAUUUAUCUACAAGCUAACAGAAAAUUACAAGCUGAAUCUAGUCCGGUACGCGGAGCUGGGCCGCGGAUUGGCGGACUGCUUCCUGAUGAAGGUUGGCGACACCAUGCGAUCUUUCAGCCUCGUGUUGUUCUCAGACAAAUACGCGAUCGGUGAGCGCAUAAUCUGCAUCGACGCAGACACCGGUAAAGACAACAAAUUCGCUGGCAAGAUGCAGGGGCCGUACGCUCGGCUGCUGCCGCUCAGCACCAAGGACACCAUGCUGGCCAUCCCGCACUUAUCCAAGCAGUACCAUGUGCUCAGACUGGCUGGAGACAAAGGCAUCACAGUGUCCGUGAAGAUGGGCCCUAUCAUAGACACCGGGCACAGCAUUAAGUAUUUCAACGGCUAUUUCAACCAGUCCGCCUUCCUGACAUUUGCCUAUGACGGAACUGUCAUACUGCGAACGCCUGAUGCGCCUGUAGAAUAUGACCUGAAGCUAGUGGUGAGCCAUCGCUACGAGUCCGGCAUCCAGCACGCGGCCGUUAACACAGACCUGACUUACGUGGCGAGCAUGAACGGGAACCACACCGUGGCCAUCACCUACCUGUACGGCGGGAGCCACGAGCUGGCGACCGACGCUGUGCAUACGACGCCUAACAUGAAGCUGUUCGAUCGCAGCCAGAAUAUUGUUAAUAUCAUCGGGGUGAAGGAUAAGAACUACCUCGAUUUACAAGAAGACAAGAAGGUUCAUGAAGAAACAAUAGACUACCAGAAACAACGGCAGGAGCUCGUCCGCAGCUUCGAAUCCGUGCAGGAGAGGGUGGUCGCCCUUCUGGAGGAGAACCUCCAGGUGCGACCGCUGCAUCAGCUGUCCUUGUCGGAGUUCAACUUACAUUUGGAGAGGAAAAAGGAAAGGAUCAAGGAGGCUGAACGCGAGCGAGAAGAGAUCCGCUUGAGCACAGAAGCGCUGAUCCGCGCCCAGGACAAGGUGACCGCGUGGAUCAAAAAGACUUGCUGGGAUACCAUGCUCACACCGAGAGUCAAACUCUUCGCCAUUUUCUCUCAUUACCAGGUAGAAAACUAUGCAGUGUUGCCAACACAACGCGAUCGCUGGCCCGAGCUGCAGCAGGGCGAGGCCAUGAGAGACGUCGAGAUGGAGAACGAUGAAGAUCUGUUCAAGCCCUGGGAAGAAGUCACACGGGCCAGCCUAGACGCCACGAAAACAACGUCACAUAUGGCCAGGAUGUCGGUGACAUCAACGACCUCACAGAAGUCGAAUCUAAAAGAGGUUCGGCCGUCGACGAUGAGUUUCCAUAGUCAGGGACAGAUAGCAGACAAAGCAGAGGAUGAAGAGGAAAUGGUCGCCAACCCUUACGUGCUCAGUGGUACUGGGGCCCAUAACUAUAUCAACAUCCCAACGUAUAUGAUCCCGCAGCUGCUGUCCUACAGUUUCUUGCAUAUGCAUUUUCUUCAGCAGUUUGUUAAGCUAAACGUCCAGAACAUGAGGCUGUGGUUCAACAAGCAGUUCGAUGAACUCAUGAGCCUGAAGAAGCGUGAAGUUGCCCUGGUGGAGGAACGCAAUGCCAGGCUGCGGUUUAUAGUCGAAGAGCUGAACAAAUUAUCGGAUUUGCGGGGCAGCUUCCACCAUCUGGUACAGGACAUCCGCGAUCCCCAAUGGCGGCAAGAGGAGCAACCCGAGAAACUUAUCAAAGUGGAGCCUGAAGAGUGCAGUAUCGAACCCUAUAUCAGCCCGAGUCAAGUGGUGAUUCCGCCCCCGGAGCCUAAACCCAAGGAUGAUUUCAAGGAACGCGCCCUCAUUGAGAUGAUGGAUGGGGUUUUGGAGAAGCUAUGGCACGAGGAGAUCAAGAAACCGGUUCCGAUGCCGCAGUGUAUGCUGGAGAAAGACCCAGAGCAUUUCAAUGAAGACGACCUCCGUUUCGUAUUCGAUUACGAGGCGAAGGUGGCCUUCCGCAAUGAAGAGCGCGACAAGUACCGCAAGAUGCUGCAUGCGGAGUAUGCUAAGUUAUCCCAGGUGCUCAAUGAAGGUGUCGUCAAGUUUAAUCAGAGGGUGAAAGAAACGUGGCUUAUGAAAUUAGCAGUAGACUCGGUAAUUGGUCAAGAAAAUUUGAACUUGAUGCGUCUGCGCCGCACUAAUCUUGACCGCGUCGAAGAUGAUGAGAAACUCGACGAGAUGCGAGGGCUAAUAAAACUAUUGGAAAGCGAAGUGGAGACCCUAUCACAAGAGCAAGUGAUCAUCAACGAGCAGGCGGACGACUGUAACGCCGCGUACGAGGCGCUCGCACAGAAGGACAAGCUGAUGGAGAGGACCUUCAAGAAUCACUUCGCUGAUCUCUCGCCCAUCAUCGUCGAUCAGUGCUUCAAGUUCUACAAGAAGCGGCCCAAAUGGCACCAGCGCGUGACGAUGACGCCGCUGGUGCUGUACGAGCUGGCCACGGCGGUGCUGACCGGGGUGCGGCCUCAGAUGCUGCACGUCGAUUGCGUCGACUACUUCAAAGGAGUGGAGCAACUGGAUCUGAUAAGCAACAUGCCGCCAGUGAUGGACGAGCCGCUCUGGAUCUCCAUGUGUAAGCUGCGGCGCACCAAGAUCGAAAAUGAAAUUCGCAUGCGCGCCAUAGUCCAAGAGCUGGCGUACGUGGAGAGCGCGGGGAGCGGGUGGCAGGCCGCGGUGCAGGCGCGGCGCCAGCUGCUGGCGGAGACGCACGCCAACAUCGCGCAGCACCGCGACCACGUGGAGUUCAUGGCCAGGAACCGCAGUGUGCAGCUGGUGCUGCCAGCCGGACAAGUGGAAAUCGUUACGACAGGACACAUGUCGGACUUCGACGAUGCCACGCUUAUCCUCAAGGAAGACAUCGAAGCGAUCAACAAUCUCAUUCUGAAAGUGGGCGAGAUGAAGUUGCGCAUGAUGCGCAAACAGAUGGAGUUCCGCAAGGGCAUCCUCAGCAAGGAGUGGGAGCACGCGCAGAUGAAGAUGAAGCUGCGGCACAUGGACCAGGAGCUGUACUCCUACAGGCGGCUCAAGAUUCCUAAAGAGCUGCAAUAUUAUUUGAGAAACAAAGCGAAAGGCUACACCGACGAGAUGGACUUCUUGCGCAUGGAGAAAGAGAUGGAAGCUACCAAACUGUCCAUCAACAAGGUGCUGACUGACCAGAUACAGAGGGUCGAGGAGUUGCAGGUGAAAGUAGCGGCGGUGGAGACUCUUCAGGCUCAGCUGGAGAAGGUGAUCGCCAGCCUCAAUGUAAAGGUUUCCGAGAAACGACUCAACGAGGACCCGUUGGACCCCAUACGCAAGAGGCGGAUUAUUAAAAGCAGAAUGGAGAUACUGGUCCAGCGCAGCGCUCUGAUCCGCGAGGUGCAGGCCAACCACACCACCAUUGUGUUGUUACAGACCGAACUGGAGCUGCUGAGACUGAAGACUUACCCCACUUUAGCUAGCUUCCGCACUCUAACAUAAAUUACCAGCUUCCGUACUCUGACAUAGGCUACCAAUGGUGUGAGCGGGUUUGCUAGAAGUUCUCGAAAAAGUUUUGUAACGCCAUCUGUGGAAAUAUUCUCGCAUUUCUAAAAAUAGUUAGGAGCACCUAAUUAUCUAGUCAUUUUUGCUCACUCGUCUCAAUGGUGGGACCACAGAUAAUAGACAUAUUUGUUAAUGAAGAUAUAUUUUUGCAAAUUGUAAUUUUAGACUAAUAUGACGAUUUACUUCGUAAUAAGAAAUAACAUUAGUUUAAAGCUUACCGGGUUACAUAGUUAAAUUGUACUUUGUC